This is a messenger RNA of Microplitis demolitor, 2695 nucleotides long. It is a transcript of the gene Mcm6, whose product is annotated as DNA replication licensing factor Mcm6. Gene Ontology annotation, cellular component: MCM complex; nucleus. The transcript has 6 exons. The record is from RefSeq and is a predicted model, not a curated record. Lineage: Eukaryota; Metazoa; Arthropoda; Insecta; Hymenoptera; Braconidae. The coding region runs from base 170 to 2635 and encodes 821 amino acids. Gene Ontology annotation, biological process: DNA replication initiation; double-strand break repair via break-induced replication; mitotic DNA replication. Gene Ontology annotation, molecular function: single-stranded DNA binding; single-stranded 3'-5' DNA helicase activity; ATP binding.
GAAAAACGUGGAGAGACGCUUUGUUAUUCUAUUGAAUUGAGGUUCUGUACAGUUUACUUGUUGAUUGUGUCUUACUUGUGCCUUCUUAAACUUAAUUUAUCGAUUAUUAAUAAUAUAAGUAACAUUUAAAUUUAAAAAAUAAUUAGUAAUUUAAAAUAUUUAAAAUAAAAUGGAUUUAGCUGAUUUGCAAGUUCGUCAAAACCGCGUUAAAGAUGAAAUAGGUGUUCAGUGUCAAAAAUUAUUCCAAACAUUUCUCGAAGAAUUUAAAGAAGAUGACGAACUUAAGUAUUUAGAAGCAGCUAAAGAACUAGUGAGCCCAGAAAGAAGUACUUUGGUCGUAUCAUUUGAUGAUGUUGAAAAAUAUAAUCAAGUAUUAGCUACGACAAUUAUCGAAGAAUAUUAUCGAAUUUACCCAUACUUAUGUCAAGCUGUUUGUAAUUACGUUAAAGAUUCUGGUGAAUUAAGAAAAGAAAAAGAAUGUUACGUUAGUUUAGUUGAUGUACCGACGAGACAUAAAUUACGUGAAUUGACGACUUCGAAAAUUGGUACACUAAUCAGAAUAUCUGGACAAGUUGUCAGAACACAUCCAGUUCAUCCUGAAUUAAUUCUUGGUACAUUUGUUUGCGUUGAUUGUAAUGCGACUAUUAAAAAUGUUGAACAACAAUUUAAGUUUACCAACCCGACAAUUUGCCACAAUCCCGUGUGUGCUAACAGGCGGAGGUUUGUUCUGGACAUCGAUAAUUCGGUGUUCGUUGACUUCCAAAAAGUCAGGAUUCAAGAGACGCAGUCUGAGUUACCCAGAGGAUGUAUUCCGAGAUCAUUAGAAGUUAUUCUUAGGGCUGAGACCGUGGAAACUGUUCAGGCUGGUGACAGAUAUGACUUCACUGGUACCCUGAUCGUGGUUCCUGACGUCGGUCAACUAAAUCUACCCGGCGCGAAAGCAGAAAUAGGUUCUCGGCAUAAAUCCGGUGACCAAGGUGAAGGAGUUCGAGGUCUGAAAUCUCUAGGAGUCCGUGAUCUGAACUACAAACUAGCGUUCCUGGCUUGCAGUGUCACCGCGACCAGUCUCCGCUUCGGUGGAACCGAAAUGGCCAUGGAGGACAUCUCCCAGGAAAUGAUGAAACGUCAAAUGACCGAAACCGAAUGGAACAAAGUCUACGAAAUGUCACGUGACAAAAAUUUAUAUCAAAAUUUAGUAUCCUCCCUCUUCCCCUCGAUCCACGGCAACGACGAGGUAAAAAAAGGCGUGACCCUGAUGCUCUUCGGUGGCGUAGCCAAAAAUACCCUCGAAGGCACGACCCUCCGUGGUGACAUAAAUUGUUGCAUCGUCGGGGAUCCCAGUACCGCAAAGUCCCAACUUCUUAAACAAAUAACCGAUAUUUCUCCCCGCGCGGUCUAUACUUCCGGUAAAGCUUCCAGUGCCGCGGGUUUGACUGCUGCCGUAGUUCGUGACGAGGAAUCAUCAGAUUUUGUAAUCGAAGCUGGCGCCCUGAUGUUGGCAGACAAUGGGAUCUGUUGCAUUGACGAGUUCGACAAAAUGGAUCCCAAAGAUCAGGUGGCAAUUCACGAAGCCAUGGAACAGCAAACAAUUUCUAUAGCAAAGGCCGGAGUCAGAGCGACUUUGAAUGCUCGUACUUCAAUUUUAGCUGCCGCUAAUCCCGUCGGAGGUCGUUACGAUAGGUCGAAAUCGCUUCAACAAAAUGUCCAACUUACUGCUCCGAUUAUGUCGAGAUUCGAUUUGUUCUUUAUUUUAGUUGACGAGUGCAACGAAGUCGUAGAUAACGCGAUUGCCAAAAAAAUUGUUGACCUUCACAGCAACAAUGUCGUCACUAUCGAUACGAUUUAUGAUCAGGCAGAAAUAAUUCGUUACAUUAAUUUCGCGAAGCACUUUAAGCCGACGCUUACCGUCGAAGCUGCUGAGCUAUUGGUCGAAAGUUACACGUCGCUACGUCAGAGAGAGGGCGUUGGUAGCAGCAAAUCAACAUGGAGGAUCACAGUCAGGCAACUUGAGAGCUUGAUCAGAUUGUCCGAAGCACUUGCUAAGCUAGAGUGUGCCGACAAGGUCACGGUAAAACAUGUCCAGGAAGCCAGAAGGUUGCUGAGUAAAAGUAUCGUCAGAGUUGAGCAGCCGGACAUUGAUUUGGACGAAGACAACGUUGAGGAAGGGAUGGAUUUGGAUGAAGCUCCACCUCUUAUGGAAGCUUUCAAUGCCAUGGGUGGUAGUGGGGAUAAUGCGCAAAAUGGGGAUCAGGAUAGUGGGGAGAACGGCCAUGGUGGGGAUGGAAAUGAAGUAUUUGAGCAGAAGAAGAAGUUGACGAUGUCUUUUGAGGAAUAUAAAAAUUUGUCUAAUAUGUUGGUGUUAUACAUGAGAAAUGAGGAGGAGAGAUUAGAGAUUGAGGGUAAGGAAGGAAUUAGAAAAACGGAAUUGGUUGCUUGGUAUCUUGAUAAAAUUCAGGAUCAGAUUGAUUCGGAGGAGGAAUUGCUGGAGAGGAAGGCGCUUGUGGAGAAAAUUAUUGACAGACUGAUUUAUCACGACCAAAUUAUUAUUCCGUUGACUACCGGCGGGCUGGGAAAUAGAGAUGAGGAAGAGGAUCCGAUGCUGGUUGUUCAUCCUAAUUAUGUUGUUGAUGGAUAGAUUAGGUGGUUCUGUAAUGAUUUUUUUAAAUAAACUUAAAAUACAUUUUUUUAAUUAGAA